This is a messenger RNA of Cloeon dipterum, 6660 nucleotides long. RefSeq names its product kinesin family member unc-104 (gene unc-104). The coding region runs from base 184 to 5403 and encodes 1739 amino acids. The transcript is spliced from 31 exons. The record is from RefSeq and is a predicted model, not a curated record. Gene Ontology annotation, biological process: microtubule-based movement. NCBI's taxonomy places the organism in Eukaryota, Metazoa, Arthropoda, Insecta, Ephemeroptera, Baetidae. Gene Ontology annotation, molecular function: ATP binding; microtubule binding; microtubule motor activity.
CCACCAUCUUGGGUGUCAGUCAGUGCAGCAGGGCCGCGACACGGACGGUCUCGAUGAGAUGCGCCCCCCGCUGAGAGCCCCGGGCCCCGUUGGGGGCUUCCACCUCGCUCGGCUUCACUGCUAGUGGCUCCUGCUCUAGUUUUUUACCCCUGAGUCGCACCCCGUUCGCGAAAACGCAGAAAGAUGUCGUCGGUGAAGGUGGCAGUCAGGGUGCGUCCCUUCAACAACAGGGAGGUCUCGAGGGAGUGCACUUGCAUCAUCGAGAUGUCCGGAAAUACCACAACAAUCUGCAACCCGAAAUUGCCUCCAGGAAGCAAGGAGGCGAUUAAAAGCUUCAAUUUCGAUUACUCCUACUGGUCUCACACAGAUGAGGCCGACCCAGAGUUUUGUGGCCAGGACGUGGUUUACAGUGAUAUCGGCGAAGAAAUGCUGCAGCAUGCCUUUGAAGGCUACAACGUGUGCAUCUUCGCGUACGGCCAGACAGGCGCUGGCAAGUCGUACACGAUGAUGGGAAAACAGGAGGAGGGCCAGGAAGGUAUCAUCCCUCAGGUCUGCCAGGACCUGUUCGGCAGAAUAAAAUCAAGCUGCUCAGAAGACAUCAAGUACUCAGUGGAGGUCAGCUACAUGGAGAUCUACUGCGAGAGGGUGCGUGAUCUACUCAACCCAAAGAACAAGGGAAACCUCAGGGUGCGUGAACACCCGCUGCUAGGCCCAUAUGUCGAGGAUCUGAGCAAACUCGCCGUUACUUCUUACCAAGACAUCCACGAUCUCAUUGAUGAAGGAAACAAAGCCAGAACUGUCGCCGCUACAAACAUGAAUGAAACUUCAAGCAGGUCUCACGCAGUGUUCACUAUAUUUUUUACUCAGCAGCGCUUCGAUGCUGACACAUCGCUCACUACUGAAAAGGUGAGCAAAAUUUCACUCGUGGACUUGGCUGGUUCAGAGCGAGCUGACUCGACGGGCGCCAAAGGAACUCGGCUGAAAGAGGGAGCGAAUAUCAACAAAAGUCUCACUACACUAGGAAAAGUUAUAUCAGCUUUAGCUGAAAUGGCCACAAAGAAAAAGAAAAAGGCUGAUUUCAUCCCAUACCGCGACUCGGUGCUGACGUGGCUGCUGCGAGAAAAUCUGGGCGGAAACUCAAAGACCGCCAUGAUCGCAGCCAUCAGCCCCGCCGACAUUAAUUACGAUGAGACUCUUUCCACUCUCAGGUAUGCUGACCGUGCCAAGCAGAUCGUGUGCAAGGCAGUGGUCAACGAGGAUGCCAACGCCAAACUCAUCCGGGAACUCAAAGAGGAGAUCAUGCGGCUGAGAGAAAUGCUCAAGGCCGAAGGCAUCGAGGUGCAAGAAGCAGGCCCCGAUGGCAAAGUGAUUUAUGAAAAAAGAGAGCCCAAUAAUAAUAACAGGGAGGAAGGCGAGACCAAGGUGAUAAAGCCCGAGGACGGCGAGCGCAGCAACAAAGUUGCACCUGCUUCCUACAUCGCCGAAGAAGCUGUGGAUCAACUGCAGGCCAGCGAGAAAUUGAUUGCCGAGCUUAACGAGAGCUGGGAGGAUAAGCUAAAACGAACCGAGUCCAUUAGACUGCAGAGGGAAGCCGUCUUUGCGGAAAUGGGUGUGGCUGUUAAGGAAGAUGGAAAAACUGUUGGAGUGUUUUCGCCUAAGAAGACCCCUCACCUGGUGAACUUGAAUGAAGAUCCAUUCAUGUCAGAGUGCUUGCUCUACUACAUCAAGGACGGCAUAACCAGGGUGGGUACCUCAGACGCUCUGUCAGCUCAGGACAUCCAGCUAAGUGGGCCGCACAUCAAAGCUGAGCACUGCGUGUUCGAGAACAGGGGAUCUGUCAUUUCACUUGUGCCAAUGCCUGGUGCUUUGUGCUACGUCAACGGUAGGGAGAUCAAGGAGGCGAUUGUCUUGCAGACAGGCUCCAGAGUGAUUCUCGGCAAGAACCACGUCUUCAGGUUCAACCACCCUGACCAAGCUCGUGAGAGGCGAGAGAAUUGUGAGAAGAGUGAAAUCACGGAAACCCAGAGCUCCCCGGUGGAGACUCCAAAGGAGACUGAGACUGUCGACUGGGACUUUGCCCAAGUUGAGCUCCUAGAGAAGCAGGGCAUCGACCUCAAGAUAGAAAUGGAAAAGCGCCUGGUUGUUCUCGAAGAACAGUUCAGGCGCGAAAAAGAGACGGCCGAUCAGUUGUUUGAGGAGCAACGCAAAAAUUACGAAGCCAGGAUCGACGCCCUUCAGCGGCAGGUCGAGGAACAAAGCAUGACCAUGUCCAUGUACAGCUCCUACACCCCUGAAGACUUCAAUGUUGAGGAGGAUAUAUUUGUGAAUCCGCUCUUUGAUGUAGCUUGCAACUGGGGCGAUCGAGAGUAUCAGUUGGCAGCGUGGGCCUUCCGCAAAUGGAAAUUCCACCAAUUCACUUCCCUAAGGGAUGACCUCUGGGGCAACGCCAUCUUCCUCAAAGAGGCCAAUGCAAUUUCCGUGGAGCUCAAAAAGAAGGUUCAGUUCCAGUUCACGCUGCUGACGGACAGCUUGUACUCGCCUUUGCCUCCCGACCUAAUGCCUCCUGAGGAAGAGGAGGAGGAAGAGCGUCCUGUGGCUCGCACUAUCGUUGCAGUGGAAGUGCAAGAUCUGAAGAAUGGUGCCACUCACUACUGGACUCUGGAAAAAUUGCGCCACCGGCUUGAGCUGAUGCGGCAGAUCUACAACCAAGAGCUGCUAAGCCCCACCACACCCGAUCAGCCGCGGGAGGAUUUGUUGCAUUGCUUGGCCGCAUGUGCCAAUCAGAAGUUCUCCCUUACUAAUCUCUUGCCUUCGAGGCUGGCGCUUGCCAACAAAAUCCAGCGCCUGGAGCUGAUGCGGGAGAUGUACCACAAUGAGGCUGAGCUGUCUCCUACCUCCCCCGACUACAAUGUAGAGAAUCUGACCGGCGGGGACCCCUUUUACGACAGGUUCCCUUGGUUCAGGAUGGUGGGCCGGGGCUUUGUGUACCUCAGCAACCUGAUGUAUCCUGUGCCCCUGAUCCACAAAGUUGCCAUUGUGAACGAAAAGGGCGACGUCAAAGGCUGGCUCAGGGUAGCUGUGCAGGCGGUAUUAGAGGACAAUAGCGAAUAUGCUAGCGGAGUUCGUCAGUCAGCAAGAAUUGCAUUUGACGAGGAAGUUCACAAGCCAAAACGGACCGUGACUCAUCAACUGGAGCCUGUGAAACUAGAAGAAAUAGAGGUCAAUGACUGUGACAGUGGGCGUGGAGACAGUUCUGUUUCCUCGGAUGCUAAGGACGAAGAGCUGCCUGAUCAUUUGGCUGUGGGACGCGAGUUUACCUUCAGGGUGACUGUGCUGCAGGCAGUAGGCGUUUCCACAGAGUAUGCUGAUAUUUUCUGCCAGUUUAAUUUCCUUCAUCGCCAUGAUGAAGCUUUCUCUACUGAGCCAGUUAAGAAUACUGGAAAGGGUACCCCACUUGGAUUUUAUCACGUGCAAAACAUAACCGUAACCGUGACAAAACCAUUCCUGGAAUACAUCAAGACGCAACCUAUCGUGUUUGAGGUCUUUGGCCACUACCAGCAACAUCCUCUGCACAAAGUGGCCAAGCAGGAUUGUUCUAAUUCCUUCAGUGGACGCCAACCUCCCCGCAGGAUGCUGCCACCGCACAUUCCUAUCAGCCAGCCUGUUCGAUCGCCUAAAUUCGGGGCUCUGCCCUCUCCCAGCACCAGCCACGUGCACGCCAAGUACGACGUGCUUGUGUGGUUUGAAAUUUGCGAGCUUGCUCCAAGUGGCGAGUAUGUGCCGUGCGUAGUCGAGCACAGUGAUGACCUGCCGUGCAGAGGUCUCUUCUUGCUUCACCAAGGCAUUCAGCGCCGUCUCCGCAUCACCAUCGUCCACGAACACGCGGCUGAACUCAGGUGGCGUGACGUGCGAGAGCUUGUAGUUGGCCGCAUCAGGAACACACCAGAGCCGGAGGAGGAGGACAACGACAACUCUGUCCUCUCGCUUGGGCUGUUCCCUGGCGAGGUAAUCGAGAUUCCUGGAGAUGACAGGCAAAUGUUCCGGUUUGAGGCAGCCUGGGACUCGUCGCUGCACAACUCGCCUCUCCUCAACAGGGUCACCGCCAAUGGAGAGCACAUUUUCAUGACAAUUUCUGCUUACAUGGAACUUGAGAAUUGCGGACGUCCAGUGAUCGUGACGAAAGACCUGAGCAUGGUGCUGUACGGCCGAGACGCACGGACUGGGCCAAGGUCCCUGAAGCACUUGUUCAGUGGAAACUACAAGAACACUGAGGCAAACAGACUGUCUGGGGUGUAUGAGCUCGUUUUGAAGCGUGCUUCGGAAGCAGGUAGCCCAGGAGUUCAAAGGCGACAGCGCCGAGUGCUGGACACAAGCUCCACAUAUGUCAGAGGCGAAGAAAACUUACAUGGAUGGCGACCCCGCGGCGACUCUCUCAUUUUUGACCAUCAGUGGGAGCUGGAAAAACUCACACGACUGCAGGAGGUUGAAAAAGUCAGGCAUCUUCUGUUGCUUAGAGAAAGACUCGGCAUUGACCGACAGCCCCAACGCACACACGAACUCAACAAAUCUGAGAAGGAGGUGUGCAACAUGGUGGCCAAAGCGACCAAUGAGGGCCGCAUGAGCCCCGUGCCGCCAGUGCCCGUGGUGCGUUCUCCUAGCAAAGACGUGUACGAACCGUGGCAGAUGACCGAGAGGGAACGAGAGUUGACCCAAAAGUGUGUCCGACUCAUCCAGGGCAGGUCGAUGAAGGAGAUGCCAGAAAACAAACAGGGCGAGGCCUCACCCAUGGACGAAACAUCAGACAUGAGCUGCAGCAUGAUGUCCAUGGCAUCCAGUGUCUCGCAAGACGGACUGUCUAAACGUUUGCUCCACCUGCCUAUUCGCCCGCACAUAUUAUCAUGGCUGCCUUCCCCUGAGAAGUUGCCCCGAGCCGCACUGCCUGACCCGCUUGAUAGCCCCCUGGGAAGCCCCAACUCGGGCCUGGUGCUGUAUGUGCCCGAGAGUGAGGAAAUCAGGGUAAGCCCCGUCGUCUCGAGGAAAGGCUACCUCAACAUUCUCGAGGAAAAGACCAACGGCUGGAAGAAGAGAUGGGUGGUGGUGAGGAGGCCUUACGUGUUCAUAUUCAGAGACGAAAAGGACGCCGUGGAGCGAGGCCUCAUUAACCUUGCUACGGCACAGGUCGAGUACUCUGAGGACCAGCAGGCCAUGGUCAAAGUUCCCAACACAUUCAGUGUGGUGACCAAGCACAGAGGAUAUCUGCUGCAGACGUUGACAGACCGGGAGGUGCACGACUGGCUGUACGCGAUAAACCCCCUGCUGGCCGGGCAGAUCAGGUCUAAACUGGCGCGUCGACGACCUCUGCCAGCCAGCAACCCUCCCCCCGCCCCUAUCCCUGCCAAGUGAUUGGAGGAGAUCGAGCCAGCAAAGUGAAUGCAAGCAAGCACGAGCAAGCCGCAUUGAAUAUAAAUUUAAAAAUAAGAUGGUUAAUUAACGACAAAACUUAAAAGAGGAUAAAAAGAAUCACUGUAAGCCCCUUUCAUUUGCAGACGCUUGGCAAAUCACGCUUGUCAAUGUUUUCUGUUUCUAGUCGCUUCAAACGCUGAUAUUUGCUACUUUUCCCGCAAUUUUAUUUUCUGUGAUAAUCUGAUACUGGAAUAGAGACGGUUUCUUCUCUUUUAGUCAAUGUAUUUAUUAUGGUUGAUGUAUCUCAUUGCCCCAUAGCUUCAGUCGGUCGGAGCUUGCCUGUCUGUUCAUUCGUGUAAAUACUGUUCGAGGAGAUAAUUGGCUGCUGCAUUUGUAGGCUGAGUUAUUUUAAGGAACGAGAUGUUACCUGUGUGGUCAGUCAACAGGCCAUUUUUUAUUUCGUUUGGACCAAAUGAUUUACUUUGAAUCUCUGAUUAUUUUGGUAACAAAUUUUUAAUUUACCAAUUUGAUUUACGAAUUCCCAAGACUGACACAGAGUACAUUUCUAUGAUUCUGCCCUGAGACUCAUUUUGCAUUUUUAAUCCCCGCCAUGACAAAAUUGGACUGGCCACUGAUAUUGCGAGUGAUUAUGAAUUAGCCUCCUGAUUUGAGCACCGCGCGCGCAUUCUAACGCCAAACCACCACUGCAAAAAAAGAUGAAAAUACAUGAAAUAUCCAAAGAUUACGAUUGAUCUCAUGUAACAGCAAAACUACUACUGCUUGUAUUUAACUCUUAACAUGUGUAUGUAUAGCACCAAGUAUUAUCUCACUAUGAUGUAACUGAUAAGAGGUGGAGAGUCAAGGGGACAGGCACUAGUAGCCUUGGUGCGCACUACAUGCUCUUGUCCGAAGUCAAGUUUUUGCAAAUUGGAUCAAAAAGUCUUAACAAGUAAAGAAUGCAUCUUCACAUUCUAAUGAAUAUGGGACUUCAAUAAUUUGUGACACAAAAUUUCAAUCUGGUUGAAAUUCGGAGCAGCUAAUAAUUUAAGAUUUUUUAUGUAAUUUUAAGAUCCAAACUUGAUUUCCUGUUUCAUUCCAAUGCAAUCGUAUUUCAAAUCUGAGCUCAUCAGUGAUAUUAUUUGUUAGUCCUCUGUAAGUGUCACACCCAAAAUUGCGAAACUGUUAUUAUUGUAUGUACUAAUAUUAUUGUUUCAUUGGCAGAAUUCCAAAAUAAAGCUUUAGAAUAUAUUAUUUGAA